Trichobilharzia szidati is the source of this 204-nucleotide messenger RNA. Lineage: Eukaryota; Metazoa; Platyhelminthes; Trematoda; Strigeidida; Schistosomatidae. The record is from the annotation of a GenBank genome assembly.
GAUGAUAAAGUAAGAGCUGGAAGGUCAUUCAAUGACAGACCUCCAUCAACGCCAACAGGUUUUUGGGAUCUUGAGUUGGAGCAACGGAAGAGUAAUGAUAACGAUGAUGAAAAGGAGAAUGGUGUCGAGAAUACCUCACCUUAUGUUUUUCGUCGUCGUCGUCGUCACCCUUUAAGCUUUCGUUCAAUUCAGGCUGAUAUGUAA